UCCCCUUCCUGCGGCGCCGAGUGCGGGCCGGGUGGGAGUGCGGCGAGAGCGGGCCGGGCAGAGCGCGGCGCCCGGGAGGCGGCGGCGGCGGCCGGGACGCGGCGCGGGACAGAGACCAGAGGAGCGCGCGGGCGGCGGCCAUGGGCUAGCGGCGCCGGGCCGAGGGGAGGGCAGCGCCCGCGCCGCGCCGCGCGGAGGAGCCCCGCACACAAUAGCGACGCGCGCAGCCCCGCGCCCUUCCCCCGCCCUCGCGCGCGCCCGCCCCCCUCGCGCGCGCCCUCCUCCGCGCCCCGCGCCGCCCGGGGAGCCGAGCCCGCCGCCUCACCUGCCGCCCGGGAGGGGGCGGGCAUUGUUCGCCGGCCGCCGCCGCUGCCGCCACCACCGCCACCGCCGCACUGGGCCAUGGGGGCCGCCCGGCGCCCCGGGCCGGGCCUGGAGAGGUGGUCUCUCCGCCUCUGAGGCGGGCCCCGUGCGCAGGCGGGCGGCGCAGGUGAAGACGGCCGCGCCAUGGUGGACCCGGUGGGCUUCGCCGAGGCGUGGAAGGCGCAGUUCCCGGACUCCGAGCCGCCGCGCAUGGAGCUGCGCUCGGUGGGCGACAUCGAGCAGGAGCUGGAGCGCUGCAAGGCCUCCAUUCGGCGCCUGGAGCAGGAGGUGAACCAGGAGCGCUUCCGCAUGAUCUACCUGCAGACGCUGCUGGCCAAGGAGAAGAAGAGCUACGACCGCCAACGCUGGGGCUUCCGACGCGCCGCGCAGCCCCCCGACGGCGCCGCCGAGCCACGCGCGUCCGCGCAGCGCCCGCUGCCAGCGCCCGCCGACGGCGCCGACCCGCCGCCCGCCGAGGAGCCCGAGGCCCGGCCGGACGGAGAGGGCUCACCGAGCAAGGCCAGGCCCGCGGCCGCCCGCAGGCUAGGGGCCACCGUGGCCGCAGACCGGGAAGACCGGGGCCCCCCCACCAGCGUGGCGGCGCUCAGGUCUAACUUUGAGAGAAUCCGCAAGGGCCACGGCCAGCCCGGGGCGGCGGACGCCGAGAAGCCCUUCUACGUGAACGUCGAGUUUCACCACGAGCGCGGCCUGGUGAAGGUCAACGACAAAGAGGUGUCGGACCGGAUCAGCUCCCUAGGCAGCCAGGCGAUGCAGAUGGAACGUAAGAAGUCCCAGCACGGCCCCGGGCCGGGCCUGGGGGACGCACCCAGGCCCUCUUCGGGCCGAUCCUCAGAGAGCAACUGCGGCUUCGACGGCGACUACGAGGACGCGGAGCUGAACCCCCACUUCCUGAAGGACAACCUGAUCAACGCCAAUGGCGGCAGCAGGCCCCCUUGGCCGCCCCUGGAGUACCAGCCCUACCAGAGCAUCUACGUCGGGGGCAUGAUGAUGGAAGGGGAGGGCAAGGGCCCCCUCCUGCGCAGCCAGAGCACUUCGGAGCAGGAGAAACGCCUUACCUGGCCCCGCAGGUCCUACUCCCCUCGGAGCUUUGAGGACAGUGGAGGUGGCUACACCCCGGACUGCAGCUCCAAUGAGAACCUCACCUCCAGUGAGGAGGACUUCUCCUCCGGCCAGUCCAGCCGCGUGUCCCCCAGCCCCACCACCUACCGGAUGUUCCGAGACAAGAGCCGUUCGCCCUCGCAGAACUCGCAGCAGUCCUUUGACAGCAGCAGUCCCCCGACCCCGCAGUGCCAGAAACGGCACCGGCAGGGCCAGGUCAUCGUGUCAGAGGCCACCAUCGUGGGUGUUCGCAAGACGGGGCAGAUCUGGCCCAGUGAUGGGGACAGCUUGUCCGGCAGGCUGCCUCAGGAUGGCACCUUCCAUGGAGAUGCAGAUGCAUCGUUUGGAACGCCUCCUGGGUAUGGCUGUGCUGCAGACCGGGCUGAGGAACAGCGCCGGCACCAGGAUGGGCUGCCCUACAUCGAUGACUCACCCUCCUCCUCACCCCACCUUGGCAGCAAGGGCAGGGGCAGCCGGGACGCACUGGCCUCGGGAACCUUGGAGUCCACCAAAGCGAGCGAGCUGGACUUGGAAAAGGGCAUGGAAAUGAGGAAAUGGGUCCUGUCUGGAAUCCUGGCUAGCGAGGAGACCUACCUGAGCCACCUGGAGGCCCUGCUGCUGCCCAUGAAGCCUCUGAAGGCUGCAGCCACCACCUCUCAGCCUGUGCUGACGAGCCAGCAGAUCGAGACCAUCUUCUUCAAAGUGCCUGAGCUCUACGAGAUCCACAAGGAGUUCUAUGAUGGGCUCUCCCCCCGCGUGCAGCAGUGGAGCCACCAGCAGCGAGUGGGUGAUCUCUUCCAGAAGCUGGCCAGCCAGCUGGGUGUGUACCGAGCCUUCGUAGACAACUACGGAGUUGCCAUGGAAACGGCUGAGAAGUGCUGUCAGGCCAACGCUCAGUUUGCAGAAAUCUCUGAGAACCUAAGAGCCAGAAGCAACAAGGAUGCCAAGGAUCAGACGACCAAGAACUCUUUGGAAACCCUGCUCUACAAGCCUGUGGACCGGGUGACCCGCAGCACGCUGGUCCUGCAUGACUUGCUGAAGCACACGCCCUCCAGCCACCCCGACCACCCUCUGCUGCAGGAUGCCCUCCGUAUCUCACAGAACUUCCUGUCCAGCAUCAACGAGGAGAUCACGCCCCGCCGGCAGUCCAUGACCGUGAAGAAGGGAGAGCACCGGCAGCUGCUGAAGGACAGCUUCAUGGUGGAGCUGGUAGAGGGGGCCCGUAAGCUGCGCCACGUGUUCCUGUUCACGGACCUGCUCCUCUGUACCAAGCUCAAGAAGCAGAGCGGGGGCAAAACCCAGCAGUACGACUGCAAAUGGUACAUCCCACUCACGGAUCUCAGCUUCCAGACGGUGGACGAGUCAGAGGCGGCUCCCAGCAUCCCGCUGGUGCUGGACGAGGAGCUGGAUGCCAUGAAGAUCAAGAUAUCCCAGAUCAAGAACGAUAUUCAGAGAGAGAAGAGGGCAAACAAGGGCAGCAAGGCCAUCGAGAGGCUGAAGAAGAAGCUGUCAGAGCAGGAGUCGCUGCUCCUGCUCAUGUCCCCCAGCAUGGCCUUCAGAGUACACAACCGCAACGGCAAGAGUUACACGUUCCUGAUCUCUUCUGACUAUGAGCGUGCUGAGUGGAGGGAGAACAUCCGAGAGCAGCAGAAAAAGUGUUUCAAAAGCUUCUCGCUGACGUCCGUGGAGCUGCAGAUGCUGACCAAUUCGUGUGUCAAACUGCAGACCGUCCACAGCAUUCCACUGACCAUCAACAAAGAAGAUGAUGAAUCUCCCGGGCUGUACGGGUUCCUGAAUGUCAUCGUCCACUCCGCAAUUGGCUUUAAGCAGAGUUCAAAUCUGUACUGCACCCUGGAGGUGGACUCCUUUGGUUAUUUUGUGAAUAAAGCCAAGACACGCGUUUACAGAGACACAACGGAGCCCAACUGGAAUGAGGAAUUUGAGAUUGAGCUGGAAGGCUCCCAGACCUUGAGGAUACUGUGCUAUGAAAAGUGUUACAACAAAACGAAGAUCACCAAGGAGGACGGCGAGAGCACAGACAGGAUCAUGGGCAAGGGCCAGGUCCAGCUGGACCCGCAGGCCCUGCAGGACAGAGACUGGCAGAGGACUGUCAUCGCCAUGAAUGGGAUUGAAGUGAAACUCUCUGUCAAGUUCACCAGUAGGGAGUUCAGCUUGAAGAGAAUGCCUUCCCGAAAACAGACGGGCGUCUUCGGAGUCAAGAUUGCCGUGGUCACCAAGAGGGAGAGAUCCAAGGUGCCCUACAUUGUGCGCCAGUGUGUGGAGGAGAUCGAGCGCCGGGGCAUGGAGGAAGUGGGCAUCUACCGCGUGUCUGGAGUGGCCACGGACAUCCAGGCGCUGAAGGCAGCCUUUGAUGUCAAUAACAAGGACGUGUCGGUGAUGAUGAGCGAGAUGGACGUAAACGCCAUUGCCGGAACACUGAAGCUGUACUUCCGUGAGCUGCCGGAGCCCCUCUUCACUGAUGAAUUCUACCCCAACUUUGCCGAGGGCAUCGCUCUGUCAGACCCUGUUGCAAAGGAGAGCUGCAUGCUUAACUUACUGCUGUCACUCCCAGAGGCCAACCUGCUGACCUUCCUCUUCCUUCUGGACCACCUGAAAAGGGUGGCAGAAAAGGAAACAGUGAACAAGAUGUCCCUGCACAACCUUGCCACAGUCUUCGGCCCCACACUGCUCCGGCCAUCAGAGAAGGAAAGCAAGCUCCCUGCCAACCCCAGCCAGCCCAUAUCCAUGACUGACAGCUGGUCCCUGGAAGUCAUGUCCCAGGUCCAGGUGUUGCUGUACUUCCUGCAGCUGGAGGCCAUCCCUGCCCCAGACAGCAAGAGACAGAGUAUCCUGUUCUCCACUGAAGUCUAAAGGCCCAGUUCCAUCUCUGAGAGGCUGGCAGAACGGCCUGGAAACCUCCUGGCAAAUCGGGCUAUCCACAGAGCGAGAACCGGAUCUUCUUGAGGAGUAAUUGGGCUGCCUUGCCCCCAAGGGCUGGACCACCUGCCUAGAGACAGCUACCCAAGGCAAAAGGCUAAGUGGCCUGGGCAGUUAGGGGCCUCAGGGCCCUUUGGGUCUGUGAGCUCCCGCCGGGCCUCAGAUUGCAGUUGUCCAUGCUGCCACCAGAGGGCGCCCCACGCCAGCAUGCCUCGGCGCGCAGGCCUGGCCGUGGGACCAGGCGAAGGGAGUGGUUUCUACGAACUUAACUUACCAGAGUUUAAAAGAUUUCUACUGGAUCACUUGUCAAGAUGCACCCUCUCCAGGGAGAAGGGAACAUGACCAGAUUCCCUCACUAUGGUGUCUUGAAUAAACACUGAUGCUGCUUCAUACCGUGGGGGCCACAGCCCUGUCCCUGUGUGGGUGGGGGCUUUUCAGUUUCCCUGACUUAGAAAUUCGACUCUGUUUGUUUAACAGGGUUUGAAAAGCUAAGUCAACACUGUGUAGCGUUUGACCCCUUUUGCCUCCUUCCUUUUCUUUCUUUCUAGAAGGAGCUCUGUCCAGAUAUGGGUUUUCCUAUUCUGUCCUGUUGCUUUGUUUUUGCUAUUCAUGUCCCCUUGGAAGGCAGCUCCCCAUGGAGCCAUGUAAUGUCCGUCUGUCCGUCUGUCCAGGACCGACAUCAGGGGGAGGGAGGUCCAGGCUGUGCACUUUAUGGCUUCUUCUCCAGGAAUAGUGACCCUGUCCACUGCCUGCUGGGCACAGGCUCUCCUCUUCAGCUUCAAAAGGCCUCAGUCUCUCUGGCUUUCUCCAGCCCAUCACCCCCUCUGCCCAUACCCUCCCUUCCCCUGAUCGUCCCCCUCACCGCACAGAUCACUUCAUUCUCUCGCUCUCUGCUGAACAAACUCAGUACUAACUUUUGUAAAGUUUCCUCUUGGCAGCAACAGCUUGCUGACAGCUUGUUUUAAACUUUGAUCCGAAUAGCCUUUUGAUACUUGAAUAUUUUUAAGUUUUCUACACAUAGUUUCAAAUUUUUUUCCUAACAGAUUCAGAUACCUAAUACGAUAUUAGAAUGUACUCCAUAGACAGUCUGUGCCCCAGUGACAUUUUGUCUUCCUCCACACUCCGGCUCUUUUUCUCAGGAGCCCAUUCUAAAGUCUCCUGAGCGUCAGGAAUGGGGGAAUGUUAGGAGCAGGGGGGAGCUGUUCUGCCAGCCAGGCUCAGGACGCUGGGCUCCUAUCCCAGAGCAGACGGAAGGACAGACACACACACACACACACACACACACACCCCGCCCCUGGCCCCUGCUGCCUGCCUCUCCUGCUCUCCAAAUACCAGUACAGAAGCCAGGACACUCCCAGUAACCCUCCUGACCACCCAGCUUAGAAAAAAGAGAAUGAGGGAGGCCACUAAGUUUUGAAGAAACAAAUCUAUGAAUAGUUGCUCUUUUUUUUUUUUUUUUUUUUUUUUUAAGAAAGGGGUUAGGGUGAGGAGAAAAGAAACCGGGAGAAGCCGAGUUUCCAUGCUGGGCUUGCAAGAGAGGAUGUAGUGAACCAGGGGAGGGAGGUGAUGGCGUGACUCAGGAAAAGGUGUUUGCUUGUCACGUGAUUACACCAGUACCUGGUGGCAAUGUCCCGUGAUCCUUCCCAUGUCCUGCGUGGCAGGGGUGGGGAUGGGAGGGCUCACUUGACAAGGCAGUUCCUGCCUGAACUUGCAGCACAUGGUUGGGGGGGGCAUGUGCCCCCAAACGUCUCCUCUGCUUAUGGACCUAUUGAAGCGGGGAGGCAAGGGGGGCGGCAGAAGACAGUCUCUUGAAGGUGUUAUGUCCACAUACUGUAUUUAUUUCUCAGUGCUUUAUUCUUGCAAGGAGAACAGACCCACCAUUUUAACGUAAUGCUGUUCUCCUGGGGGGCUUAGGGCAGGGAGCGGAGUCCUGUGCCCUCUGCACAUUUCUGGAUGCACAGGGUUUCUCAGGCCUCCCAACUCCAAGCCACCUCUGGCCUGGCUCCCCAUCCCCAUCCAUCUUAGCAACCCACCAGCCCCGCAAGGGGAACACACUUGGCUUUGAAAAUCUAAACCCAGCCCUUGUUUCUGUUCCCCUGGUGUCAUGAUUUGCGUCUGUCGCAUUGAAACUGGAAAGCAAUAUAUCCGUGUCUGUGCCAAUUUUCGUUCCCUCCCCCAUAUCCUCCCCCUUUUUACUUUUUAUUUAUAUAGAAUGUGUGCUGUUUAAUGACGGAAUGACUACUCUUUCUCGUGUAGCUGUAAAAGCGCUCUUUUUGUCGGGCCACAGUGGCAGCGGUCGCUUUGGGGCCCCCGCUGUCCAUGUUGUCCCAUCAUACAUACGGGCCGUGGGUUAGUAACGCCAGCAUAGGGCACCUCGGGGCCUAGAGCCCAGACAUGACCUUCUGCGAGGCUCAGCUGCUGGACUCUGCGGUGAGAAGUGCUGCUUUCCCGCCCUGGCCCCCCGAGUCUGGAGCUGUGAGCUCGGCUGGUCUCAGCAGCUGCAUUUCUGCUUUGGGCUCAGCCCUCCCUAUACCACCAUGAGGCAAAGGACUGCCGACACUUUCAUUAAAGUUACCUGAGACUACUUGUAUCAGUGGCAAUUGCUCCAUUCGGAAGAAAAACCGAGAUUGGAGCCCCUGGGAGGGGCCAGAGGUGGGCAGCGGGGGACAAAGAGGGCCCGAGUGCCCCGGAGGCCGCCUUGGAGGGCAAUACACACAGGCAUGAAGAAGCCAGGCCCUGUGGGGUCGACACACCACAGGCAGAUGAGCAGUGUAGGGGAUGACCCUGGAGCCCUCUGGUUUAGGGGAGUAAGUGUGCCGGCCAUGUCAAGCCCAGGGCCAGGAAGGGCUCCAGCCACACACAGCCAGACCCCUGCACUGGCCCUUUGGUCUCCAUGGUUUCUACUGGCACUGAGGCUUGGGGAACAUGGGUCACCCUUAGCUGCCACCAGCCUUAUACUCAGAAAAAAGCCUGUCUGGCUGACAGGGAAGUUGUGCCCAGGGUGGAGACAGGUGUGGGUCCUGGGUGCUGCUUGGGAGGAGCCAGGGCUGCAGCUCUCCUGGUAGAUAGCAAAUGGCCAGUGGGGGGUCUUCCUCAGACCCCCGGGGGAUGAGGGUCUCCUGGUGACUCCCUGGUCAGCUCCCAGGGGCCGGGGCAAUGUGGUGGACUGGACUGAUUCUCCCUCUGGCUGGCCUCCCAUCACUGCUGCCUGUAGGGCAUCACCAAGGCAAUUUCACUGUGUGGGGCUGUCCUGGGGAGAGAUGGGGCUGGAUGACAGCAACCCUUCACCAGCUUGUGGCGACCUGGAAGAGGUCACACCAGGAGUAUGACAGGAUGCCCUAGGGAUGAGCCUCCACUCUCAGAAUCUCCAAAGGCCUCAGAGCCCUUUCCCACAGCACCCCCAGCAUUUUUCCUCCCACAGGACCUCCUCCUCCAACACCCCUCCCACAGCCCCCCACUGUGGCCCCCACAGUGUAUCCGUGAAGGUAUUGUCUCCCAGCACCCCCUCCCACAGUGAACCCCCUGCAGCACCCUCCCCCAGAGCAUUCUCCCACAGUGCCCCCUCCCACAGGUUUAAGUAUUAACCUUGGGUCUUGCCUGCACUGGAAAAGCUUCACAUACACCAUGCCCUCCGUCUGCUCUAACAUCUGCCAAUGAGGAACAGCCUGCCAUUGGCCCUUCUCCUCCAGAGUAUUUGACCCCUAAAAGGCUCCAGUUAGUGUUAGCUCUCUCUAUCCCUGUAGUCCUGGUCCUAUUUGAAAACCAUAAUCAUAAUAAUAAUAAUAAUAAAUGUUAAUGCCCUACUGCAUCUCUCUUAGUAGGAUUUGAUAUUUCAGGCAAAAGUUGACUGCACCCAAAUGCCUAAGGGCAGGCACCAUGGCCAGCUGAGCCCAGGCCAGUGAUCCCAAAUCUGAGAUCUACCCCAAAGGGCCCUCAGAGGCCUCUUAGUCCAAUCCCUUUACUUGAGAAAUGGGGAAACUGAGGCACACAAAGCCGUGCCCGCCCCCCCACCCCCGCCGCUGCCUGUGUCCCAGAACUGGUCGAUGAGCAGAGGCUAGGGUGUCUGUGUUCAACUGACCCCCAAGCUUGCCCCAUUUCUGCAGGACUGGACAGGGCUAGACCUUGACCACCAGCUUUGGCCUAGACCUAGCAGUGCUCAUGUGGGCACACGAACUGAGGCCUCCAGGUGUCCCCCACACACACACUCUGGACAAAUAAAAGGAGGGCAAAAUUUUGUGUAGAAAUCUCAGAAAAACUUGUAAACCGCCCCCCCCC
Messenger RNA from Lutra lutra (Eurasian river otter), 8694 nucleotides. RefSeq names its product BCR activator of RhoGEF and GTPase (gene BCR). The record is from RefSeq and is a predicted model, not a curated record. Gene Ontology annotation, biological process: protein phosphorylation; intracellular signal transduction; positive regulation of GTPase activity. Gene Ontology annotation, molecular function: protein serine/threonine kinase activity; GTPase activator activity; guanyl-nucleotide exchange factor activity. NCBI's taxonomy places the organism in Eukaryota, Metazoa, Chordata, Mammalia, Carnivora, Mustelidae. Gene Ontology annotation, cellular component: membrane.